Hemibagrus wyckioides is the source of this 1463-nucleotide messenger RNA. RefSeq names its product ribonuclease H2, subunit A (gene rnaseh2a). The record is from RefSeq and is a predicted model, not a curated record. Gene Ontology annotation, biological process: mismatch repair; DNA replication, removal of RNA primer. Gene Ontology annotation, cellular component: ribonuclease H2 complex. The coding region runs from base 419 to 1342 and encodes 307 amino acids. Gene Ontology annotation, molecular function: RNA-DNA hybrid ribonuclease activity; RNA binding. Lineage: Eukaryota; Metazoa; Chordata; Actinopteri; Siluriformes; Bagridae. The transcript is spliced from 8 exons.
UUCAGCCAAUCACACCCCGCCUCCUUAGCGUCAGAGACCUCAGAGCGGAUUUUGUCCUUCAGAUUAGCGUUGUUUAGUUUAUUUUCUUCAUUCUUUUUAUGGUAUAUCCUUGUUAGCUUUCGUCUAGCGAGUGAUAAAUUGCCACAAAUAUAUUUAUGGAGCAUGUAAUGCUUUGCUAUGGAGUUGUAGGAUGCAAGUUAGCACGCAACCCUAAAGUAGGCCGUGUCCCUAAUAGCGUCUGAUUGGGUAAGUAGUGCACUACAUAGGGCGCGGAAGCUAUUUAGUGUAGUGCGCGUAUAUAGGGAGCGAGCAGCUAUUUGGGUUUCGGCCACGCUUUGUUUAUUGGGACGUGACCGGUGUUAGCUUUGAAGCUUUCUGUCGUCUCGAAUAUCAGAAAAAGUCCCAUUUCUACCCAACUAUGGACUUGAGUGACUUUGAGGCGGAUAAUUCGGUCAGUUGUCGACUGUCCUCUCCUAUCCCUGAUCUCUGCAGGACUGAGGACUGCUGUCUGGGCAUCGACGAGGCUGGUAGAGGUCCAGUCCUGGGUCCCAUGGUUUAUGGAAUAUGUUUCUGCCCAGUGUCCAGAAAGGAUGACCUGAAGAACCUGAAAGUGGCCGACUCGAAGACGCUGACUGAGGCGGAGAGAGAGAAUCUGUUUCUGAAGCUGGACAAGGCCAAGAGCUUUGUGGGCUGGGCUCUUCAGAUCCUCUCACCCAAUACCAUCUCCACCAGCAUGUUACAGAGGGUGAAGUAUAAUCUAAAUGCUCUGUCUCACGAUGCUGCUAUUGGGCUGGUGCAGUACGCUCUGGACUGUGGAGUGCAGCUCAAAGAGGUGUUUGUGGAUACAGUAGGCCCGGCAGAGAAGUACGAGGAGAAGCUGUCUCAGCGUUUCCCCGGGGUGAAGGUGACCGUACGCCCCAAAGCCGACUCGCUCUUCCCCAUCGUCAGCGCCGCCAGCAUCUGCGCCAAGGUGGCUCGAGACCACGCGGUGAAAGGCUGGAAGUUUGUAGAAGACCUCGGGGAAGUGGACACCGAUUACGGCUCGGGAUACCCCAACGACCCAAAGACUAAGAGCUGGCUGUUGAAGUAUCUGGACCCGGUGUUUGGUUAUCCUCAGUUUGUGCGUUUCAGCUGGAGCACAGCACAGACUCUACUGGACAGCAAAGCGGUCCCAGUGCACUGGGAUGAUGACGAGGAGGACGGAGAGAAAGCAGCAGCUCGACAGAAUAACACGUCUGUAUUGUCCUACUUCAGCCGCAGCAAACCUGCCGGCAUCGCACACACACGAGAGACACACCGCUUCUUCACUGAGCGCAGAUUACAGAGCGUCAACACACUCUGAACACACACACACUGUACAAUGUAAACCUCUGUGACUUUGUCUUCUGAAAAAUAUGGUGUUGUAUUUGUUUUUAAACAAUUUUCUUAAUAUUCAAGAAAUAAAAUAAAAAUUUUAUACAUUA